Solanum lycopersicum (tomato) is the source of this 787-nucleotide messenger RNA. Its product is annotated as small RNA-binding protein 11, chloroplastic. NCBI's taxonomy places the organism in Eukaryota, Viridiplantae, Streptophyta, Magnoliopsida, Solanales, Solanaceae. Gene Ontology annotation, molecular function: mRNA binding; snRNA binding. Gene Ontology annotation, biological process: mRNA splicing, via spliceosome. The record is from RefSeq and is a predicted model, not a curated record. Gene Ontology annotation, cellular component: precatalytic spliceosome.
UUGGAUUAUUUUCUUCUUGACAAACCACCAUUCAUUUGUUGAUUGAUGAUGUUGAUGUGCAAAGGGGUAUGGCCAAGCAGCUCAUCCGUUGUUCUGUUGCAGACACCAAAUGGACACAAAUCCUUCAAAACCCAAGCUAGCUUUUCUAGCUACCCUCUUGCCAGCAAAGUUAUGGUUAGAAAUCUAUCAUACUCCACUGAUGAAAGUUGUCUGGAGAAAAUAUUUUCAAAUUUUGGUCAUGUUGCUGAAGUUAAGAUUGUGAAGGAUGAAGUGACUAAGAGAUCAAAGGGAUAUGCUUUUAUUCAGUACACUUCUCAAGAAAAUGCCAUGCUUGCUCUUGAUAGCAUGGAUCACAAGUACAUCAAUGGCAGGGUUAUAUUUGUGGAACUUGCAAAGCCUACAAAGAAAGACUUUGGCAGAUACCCGAGAAGUUGUGGACCACCUGUGGAGAGAUUACCAUCUGAAAAUGAAGUUCCAGACCUAAAAGAAAACUGCUAAGGCAUGGCGCGUUGCAUGUCAGUCCAGGUCAAUUACUUCAUACUAGAAGAGGCUAAGUGUACUUCCGGUCAUCUUUCAAAAUCUGUACUUAGAAUCAUGUAUAUUAAAUCGCAAGACUUGUGCUUUCUCAACUUGAUGUAACUAGUUUGAUGGUCAGGUUCUGCUACUGUAUAUGUAUUUUUAGCUUUUACGCGGUGAAAAUGGACUAUCAUGAUGUACUUUAGGCUGCUGCCAAGGGUCUGGAAGUUGCCUGGAAAUAAAGGAUUCAAAAAUUACUAUUUUGUCGAAA